Molecule: messenger RNA, 920 nt
Organism: Anastrepha obliqua
Lineage: Eukaryota; Metazoa; Arthropoda; Insecta; Diptera; Tephritidae
Product: vesicle transport protein SFT2C
Exons: 2
Coding region: 120-734 (204 amino acids)
Biological process (GO): vesicle-mediated transport
Cellular component (GO): membrane
Source: RefSeq, a predicted model, not a curated record
CUCUGUGCCAAAGUAUGAUUAUUCGUUGACUACCAAGUAUAUUACGGUUGUGCGAAUAAUUAAAAAUAAACAAAUUCGUGGCACUCUAAUCUGUGCCCUAGAAUAAUACAUCCUCAAACAUGGCGAGUUUGAAGCAAGAUCUAGAUGAAUAUUUGUUGUUGCAAAGCGAUCAAAAGAAAAACUUUAGUGCCAAAAUCCCACAAAUCAAAGUACCUGAUUUGGGAAAAUUGUUUACACGUUCGGAGGCAACGGAGCCCAGUAAUAGUUGGUUGCAAGAUACACAAGACAGUUGUUGUCCUAAACUGUCACGACUUCAGCGCAUUGUAGGAUUCGUUGCUUGCUUGGGACUGGGCGCAUUCUGCUUCAGUAUUUCUAUUUUCUACAUACCAGUGUUAAUAUUGAAAGCCCGUAAAUUCGCGCUACUCUAUUCGUUAGGUAGUAUGUUUUUUAUACUGGGAUUUUGUUUUUUAUCGGGAUUUGGUGCCUUCCUCAAGACUGCCUUCUCCAAGCCCCGUAUGCUUGUGUCCGGAACGUAUACUAGCUCGUUGAUAGCAACACUCUACUGUGCAUUAUUAGUACACAGCACUGCGUUAACGGUUCUGUUCGCUGUGGCACAAAUUAUUGCUCUGCUGUUUAUGAUAGUAGGCACUGUUCCAGGUGGAGCUUCCGGCAUCAAAUUUUUUGGAAAAAUGUUUAAGAGCACCGUAUCCUCCACAAGUACACUGCCGGUUUAGAUCGAUCUAACUGCGUUCCCCACGGCAGUUGGUUCGACAUAACGGGAACGACCCGGAUUUAUAUCUGGCCAAGGACUGUCACUUCAGCAGCAUUCCCGUAAUUGUAUGGGAAUGUUUAUGCUGCUGCUGCAAUAAUAACAACAACAAACGAUCAUAAUAAAUAAAUUUUAACUUUUCAUUCCUUAA